Messenger RNA from Medicago truncatula (barrel medic), 1268 nucleotides. Its product is annotated as protein SENSITIVE TO PROTON RHIZOTOXICITY 1. Lineage: Eukaryota; Viridiplantae; Streptophyta; Magnoliopsida; Fabales; Fabaceae. The transcript has a single exon. The record is from RefSeq and is a predicted model, not a curated record. Gene Ontology annotation, biological process: response to acidic pH; response to aluminum ion. The coding region runs from base 98 to 1099 and encodes 333 amino acids.
AGAAAAAAAUAAAAAAUUCCUUUAACCUUACCCUUUUCUUAUGUAUCCAUCAUCUCCAUUUCCCUCUAAGCGUAUUCUUCCCCGGAGACAGGGUUGAAUGUCUUACCCUAACCCAACUAUAAACAUGUCUAAUCCGAACCUAGAUUCCCAUCACACUACCCAGAUACUUCAACCACAACAAAAUCCAAGUAACACCCCCGACCCUCAGGUUCCGCUUCGGAAUCUAUCCUUGGUUCAGACGAGCAUCGAUUCUCUCCGAACCCUCCUGUCCCAAUCCAUCACCACCAACGCUCCUGUCACCAACGAUCAAUUAACCGCCGUCUCCAACCAAAUCUUCACCGUCCUCCACCAUACCAUAGUCAACGCCGCCGCCCUCGUUCCUGGCGUCUCCGUCUUCCCCUCCGCCACCUUCGAUUCUUUCAACAACAACCCCCUCGCCGCCGUGGAAGAUUCCGAUUGCGAAAUUGUGGAGCUCGACGCCAUGGAAUUGCUAGCUGAACAUCUCCACUUUUGCGAGAUAUGCGGCAAAGGCUUCAAGCGCGACGCGAAUCUCCGGAUGCACAUGAGAGCUCACGGGAAUCAAUUCAAGACGCCGGAAGCUUUAGCGAAGCCUUUAAACAUGGUCCGUCGUCCAACGCAAUUCUCGUGUCCGUUUGAAGGAUGUAACAGAAACAAAAAGCAUAAGAAAUUCAAAGCAUUGAAAUCGGUGAUUUGUGUGAAGACCCAUUUCAAGAGGAGUCAUUGUCCGAAGAUGUAUUCGUGUAAUCUUUGUCGUAAGAAGAAUUAUUCAAUGCUUUCGGAUUUGAAGAGUCAUAUGAGGCAAUGUGGUGAGUCUAAGUGGAAGUGUUCUUGUGGGAGUACUUUUUCUAGGAAGGAUAAGUUGUUUGGACAUGUUGCUUUGUUUGAGGGUCAUAUGCCUGCUGUUGUGUUGGAAGAUGAGGUGAAAGGGAAGCAAGUUGUGGCUGAGGAGAAUGAAGAUCCUAUGGAAAUGGCAUUGAGUAAAGAUGAUGAAAUUGGUAUGGAUGAAGAGUUCUUUCAUGAUUUUGGGUCUAUUGAUAACUAUUGUUUGGAUGAAGUUUUGGGAUUUCGUCGUAGCUAGCCUGCCUAGUUUCAUGUUUAAUGAUUUCUUGUUGGUUUUAUUAGCAUUUUAACAUUAGAUUCAGACAUUGAACAUGCAUAUUUAUUCUGUGUUUUUGUAUAGUUUACUGUAUAAUGUUACAAAUAUGCUAUUGCUUUUUAAUUAAUUCUUAUUUGGUUGUUGUUGAGAA